Bicyclus anynana (squinting bush brown) is the source of this 933-nucleotide messenger RNA. Its product is annotated as alpha-tocopherol transfer protein-like. Lineage: Eukaryota; Metazoa; Arthropoda; Insecta; Lepidoptera; Nymphalidae. Gene Ontology annotation, molecular function: phosphatidylinositol bisphosphate binding. The record is from RefSeq and is a predicted model, not a curated record. The transcript has 5 exons. The coding region runs from base 72 to 776 and encodes 234 amino acids. Gene Ontology annotation, cellular component: membrane.
AUCGGUAUUUAGAAGCGACAAUAAUAGCCUGCAAGGGGUCAGUAGAGCGUGCUAAAACCCAAUUAGACAAAAUGUGCACGUUGAGAACUUUACUGCCUGAAUUUUUCGGAAAGUGUCUAGUAAAAGAGGAGUAUCGCCGAUAUCACAAAAUUGCUCAAUCGGUUGUGUUGCCAAAGUUAACACCCGACCACUACAGAGUUUAUGUUGCCAAAUAUCACAAUAUCGAAUGGGAAGCUUCAGAGGCCAUUUUGCUAUUUAGACAAACUAUAUGUUUAGCCGAAUACAUUAAGGCUCAGGAUUAUUUGAGUGGAUUCGUUCUGGUCGGAGAUUUUUCUGAUGCAAACUUAAUGAACUAUUUGCCAAAACUGAGUAUUUUACAGUGUAAACAGAUCUUUAAUAUUUUAAUGGAAGGCUUCGGCAUGAGAGUCAAACAAAUUCACAUAAUAUCAAAAUCGAAACUCGUGGACGGUUUGGUGAUGUUUUUAAAAAAGAUGCUCAGCGCUAAAAUAUUUGACCGAUUAAAAAUGCACAAAAGUAUUGAAGAUCUAUAUGAAUACUUUCCCAAAACCAUACUUCCCAAAGACUAUGGUGGUGAUGAACGUUCGCUGGAUACUCUUCAAGCGGAAUGGAUUGAUGUUCUUUCGUCGGACGAAUACCUGAAAUAUUUACAAGAAAUGAACGCAGCCACAACCAAUGAGUCUUGUAGACCUAAAGAUCAAUUUUCCGAACAUUACGCUGGAAUGCCGGGCACUUUCAGAUAUUUGACUGUUGAUUAAAGAUACCAUUCUCCUAUCAAAUCCAACCAAUAAUUGUAAACGAAUUAAACAUAAGCAAAUUUUUCUUGAAUAGUGUGGAUUUAUAAUCCCAAAUCAGUUAAGAAUAUAGUUUUUAUCAAAAAAUGUUAUUUUUUGAAAAAAUUAUUAAGUUUACUGC